AUGGCUCGUCCUAGAUUACCAGAUAGACCGCCAAACGGUAUUGGUGCAGGCGCAAGGCCCAGUCUUAGGCCAAGAAGAUUGGAACCCAACCAAUCCCUAGCCACAUUGACUAAACCAUUCAAGGUGCCCUUCAAAGUGAACAAAACCGACCAUGCUAAAAGGUAUGGUGUGAGAUCGUCGAGAAGAGCCCAUACAACAUACGCAAAUAUGGAUUUAUCGCUAGAUGCAGACACCAAAGUGAAACGGAAGGAUGCAUUGUCGCUAUCGCGACUGAAUGCAGAUCCCUCACGACUGGACACCAUAUCAUCCACUUUACGAAGAUCCUUCACGGUGCCCAUCAAGGGAUACGUUCCAAGACACAAUAUUCCGUUAGCGUUGGGAACAAAAGCCAAAAUCGUGAUACCCCCCAGACCAUUGCAUGAUCCCACAGAUGAGUUGGCUAUUGUUCUAUACGAUCCAUCGGUGGAUGGUGACAUCCCAGAACAACAUGAAGACAUGGAAUCGUUCAGACAGAGCAUGGUGGAGAAGAAACCAACGCCUUCCGGUAAGGGGAAAAAUACCACAAACUCAGACCCUGAAGCUCAGCAAACACAAGCAUCUGGUACCGGUGCUGCUGCUACACCCAAGAGCAAAGAGUCCUCCCCUGGUGCCUCGUUCCAUCAUCCUAGGAUGUUGUCCAAUGGGGUCAAGAAUAAAUCAUUACGGGAGCUCUUAGGAUCUGCAGAUGGUCAAGAAAAGAAAAAGUUCCCUAAUGUUCCAGUAGUGAUCGACCCUAAACUUGCCAAGAUCCUUCGGCCGCAUCAAGUCGAAGGUGUACGUUUUCUUUAUCGGUGUGUCACUGGUCUUGUCAUGAAGGAUUUCUUAGAUGCAAAAACUGUCUUGGACGGCAACCUGAAAUUGUCUGACACUGACGAAGAAUCGAAACCCAAUAAAGAAAGUUCAGAUGCAGCACCAGCAGCUACUACUACUACCAGUUCUGUGGCUCCGUCCCUCAAGGAUGUCAUCAAGGUAGAUGAAAAUUCAAGGAACAGAGGUGCUUAUGGUUGUAUCAUGGCAGAUGAAAUGGGGUUAGGAAAAACCUUACAGUGCUUGGCAUUGAUGUGGACAAUGCUAAAACAAGGUCCCCAAGGUAGAAGGUCCAUAGAUAAGUGCAUUAUUGUUUGUCCAUCGUCUCUUGUUAACAACUGGGCAAACGAAAUCGUAAAAUGGUUGGGUCCAGGGUCUCUUUCUCCACUAGCAGUCGAUGGUAAAAAAUCCAAUUUAAACAACGGCUCUGUCGCAGACGCAAUUAAACAAUGGGCCUUGGCACAGGGAAGGAACAUCGUUAAGCCUGUUCUCAUUAUUUCAUAUGAAACUUUGAGACGUAACGUCGAAUAUUUGAAGAACUGUGAGGUUGGUUUAAUGUUAGCGGAUGAAGGUCAUCGUUUAAAAAAUGCAGACUCUUUGACUUUCACAUCAUUGGAUUCGAUUAAAUGUCCGAGAAGAGUGAUUCUUUCUGGUACACCUAUUCAAAAUGAUCUAUCAGAAUACUUUGCUUUGUUGAACUUUUCCAAUCCAGGAUUGUUGGGUUCGAGAAACGACUUCAGGAAGAAUUUUGAACUGCCAAUCCUACAAAGCAGAGAUUCUUUGGCCACAGAAGAAGAAGUCGCCCUUGGUAAGGAAAGACUAAAACAACUCUCCAACAUCGUAUCAAAGUUCAUUAUUAGGCGUACAAAUAACAUCUUAUCCAAGUACCUACCUUGCAAGUAUGAACAUGUCAUUUUCAUUAACCUAACACCUUUCCAAAAAGCUGUUUAUAAACAUUUCACAGAAUCUAGAGCGGUUAAGAAAUUGGUUAAAGGUGACGGUAAUCAACCUCUAAAGGCUAUUGGCCUCUUAAAGAAACUCUGCAAUCACCCAGACCUUUUAGAAUUGUCAGAAGAUAUCCCUGGCUGUGAAGACUUGAUACCAGAUGACUAUCAAUCAUCUUCAUUAUCAACUUCAUCACGGCACCGAAGCGUUGUACAGACUGCUUAUUCUAGCAAAUUUGCAGUCUUGGAAAGAUUCCUAUAUAAGAUCAAGAAAGAAUCUAAUGAUAAGAUCGUUUUGAUUUCGAACUAUACCCAAACUUUAGACUUGAUAGAAAAAAUGUGUUACAGUAAUCAUUAUGGUGUUCUUCGUCUAGAUGGUACUAUGAAUAUCAAUAAGAGACAAAAAUUGGUUGACCGUUUCAAUGACCCUGAAGGACCAGAGUUCAUUUUCCUUUUGAGUUCAAAAGCUGGUGGUUGUGGUAUUAACUUAAUUGGUGCAAAUAGGUUGAUCUUGCUCGAUCCAGAUUGGAACCCAGCUGCAGAUCAACAAGCAUUGGCUAGAGUUUGGAGAGAUGGACAAAAGAAAGAUUGUUUCAUCUACAGAUUCAUCAGUACAGGUACAAUCGAAGAAAAAAUAUAUCAAAGGCAGUCCAUGAAAAUGAGUUUAAGUUCUUGUGUUGUGGAUGAAAAGGAAGACGUUGAACGUUUGUUCAGUUCGGAUAACUUGAAACAAUUGUUUACGUUUGAUGACAACACAAUAUGUAAUACUCACGAGACAUACAACUGUAAGCGUUGCAAAAAUGGUAAACAAAUGAUAAAAGCGCCUGUAAUGUUGUAUGGUGAUGCUACCUCGUGGAACCAUUUGGAUCACAGUGCAUUGGCAAAAACCAAUGACCAUCUACUAAAGAAUGAGCACAACUACAAAGAUAUAAGUUUUGUUUUCCAGUAUAUCUCCCAUUGA
Molecule: messenger RNA, 2751 nt
Organism: Kluyveromyces marxianus DMKU3-1042
Lineage: Eukaryota; Fungi; Ascomycota; Saccharomycetes; Saccharomycetales; Saccharomycetaceae
Gene: RAD54
Product: DNA-dependent ATPase RAD54
Exons: 1
Coding region: 1-2751 (916 amino acids)
Biological process (GO): reciprocal meiotic recombination; double-strand break repair via synthesis-dependent strand annealing
Cellular component (GO): nucleus
Molecular function (GO): ATP binding; DNA translocase activity; hydrolase activity, acting on acid anhydrides
Source: RefSeq, a predicted model, not a curated record